Molecule: messenger RNA, 3710 nt
Organism: Megalops cyprinoides (Indo-Pacific tarpon)
Lineage: Eukaryota; Metazoa; Chordata; Actinopteri; Elopiformes; Megalopidae
Product: oxidation resistance protein 1-like
Exons: 18
Coding region: 296-2881 (861 amino acids)
Biological process (GO): response to oxidative stress
Cellular component (GO): nucleus
Source: RefSeq, a predicted model, not a curated record
UUCGCAGAAUGAAAGGCAGAGGUCUCUACGAGUCCCUGAAACGGUUUGCUACACUUCGUUUGGAUCGCCACUAAAUUAGGGUCAAAUGACCGAGAAUGCCUCGUACACAAUGAUAAGAUGCACCUGCAGACGGGAUGAACAAGAGCAACUUGGGUUUGCAGCACACUGAUGUUGUACGUUAAUGACUGAAGUGGAGCAUGGCGUAACAUUGGUUUAAAGUCCCAGAAGAGUUGCCCACGCCUGCUGUCCUGUCCCCGAGUCGCCUCUGAGCAGGGAGAAGCGAGACGCUGCCAAGAUGUUCAGCACCAAAAGGUUGAAGAAGAAAUCCCAGUCAGUGGAUAUUACUGCCCAGGGAUAUACUGGUCCCCUGGUGAAGGAUUCGCAAGCAUCGCAGAUAAACAAGACCACAGCACCGGUUGCCAAGACGACCGUAUCUGCCGAGCAGGAAAACAAUGCGACCAACUCCCAGAAGGUCCGCAGCCCACGGCGCAGUGACCUGAAGCGAUACUACACCAUAGACACCGGCCAGAAGAAGACUCCGGAGAAGAAGGAUGGGCGGCGAAUGUCGUUCCAGAGACCCAAAGGGACCAUGGAAUAUUCCGUGGAAUCAAGGGACACUCUCAACAGCAUCGCACUCAAGUUUGACAGCACGCCCAAUGAGCUCGUCCAGCUUAACAAGCUGUUCUCCAGAGCGGUCGUUCCCGGUCAGGUCCUUUACGUUCCUGACCCUGAGUACAUCUCCAGCGUGGAGAGCUCACCCACCCUGAGUCCCAUCAGCCCUCUCUCUCCCACGUCCUCCGAGGCCGACAUAGAGAAGGUCACCACGGACUCUGAAGGCGUACCCCGGAAGGAAGCCACGCCCUCUCCCGCUCCUCUCCUUCCGCGCCCCGUCCGAGUGGUGUCGUCCACCUCCGAAGAGGAAGAGGCUCUAACUGAGAAAUUCCUCAAAAUCAACUGCAAAUACAUCACAGAUGGCAAGGGUGCAGUCAGCGGGGUCCUGCUGGUGACGCCCAACAACAUCAUGUUCGACCCGCACAAGGCCGACCCGCUGGUGCAGGCGCGCGGGUGCGAGGAGUACGGCAUCAUGUGCCCCCUGGAGGAGGUCACAUCCGCCGCCAUGUUCAAGGAGGUCACCGACAGCAAGAUCCGAGAGUCUGUCCCCCCGGAUCUGGAGCCUCUGUCGUCAGGUCGCGACCCCUGCCAACUGAAGAGAAUACCACGCAGCAACACGGACGAGGCGGAGCUCCGGCAGCGGGACACGGGCAACGACAGCGCCAGCACCGCCCCGCGCAGCACCGAGGAGUCCCUCUCCGAGGACGUCUUCACCGAGUCAGAGCUGUCCCCCAUCCGCGAGGAGCUGGUGUCCUCCGAUGAGCUCCGGCAGGACAAGUCCUCCAACGCCUCGUCCGAGUCCGUGCAGACCGUCAACCAGGCCCAGGAGGCCGCUGCCGAGUGCGGGGGGCCCGUCGGUCAGCCGGAGGGUGAGGGGGACGACCCGGAGCCCAGCCAAAGCGGUGCAGAGUCUCCCACGGCAGUCAGACGCCACAGCGCGGAGCAUGCACCUGACGCCACCGCCAGCAGCGACCCCGCCUCCACCGGCAAGAUGGGGGGGGCCAAGUCGCGCACCACCUCCGAGUCGCAGGGCUCCGACACGGUAGCAGCCAACCCCAACACCCAAGAGGGAACCAAGAAGGGCGAGCUGGCGGGCAAGGGGGCCAGAGACUCGAAGACGGGUGAAGAGGGGGACGUGAGGGAAAGGUGUAAGAGUGAUUCUAUGCAACAAGCCAAAGACCAAGUGGAGAAUGCACAGCCAACCAACAAUAAGGCCACACCAGCCAAGCAGGAGGGUGACCCGGAGCAGCAGAAUCCUGUAGGAGGACUGCUGGUUCCCAAGGAGAAGCGGAGGCACCGGUCACACAAGUUCCUGUGUCUGCGCGUGGGAAAGCCCAUGCGGAAGACGUUCGUGUCCCAUGCCAGCGCUUCCAUGCAGCAGUAUGCCCAGCGGGACAGGAAGCACGAGUACUGGUUUGCCAUCCCGCAGGAGAGAUCGGACCACCUGUACGUGUUCUUCAUCCAGUGGAGUCCUGACAUGUUUGGGGAAGGAAUCGGAGGCCUGGGCCGGGAGCCCGGAUUCACGGUGGUCAAGAAGAACGAGGAGUCAGAAAGAGGGGAGGAUGAUCAGCCCAUCACAGACAUCACGGCCAAGGAGUGGGAGGUAGUGUCAGUGGCUGAGUAUCGGCGGCGGGUCAAUGCGCUAAACAGCGAGGACCUGCGCUCUCUCUGCAGACGUCUCCAGAUCACCACAAAGGAAGACCUCAACUCCAACCAUGGCCCCUCCAUCCAGACAGAGCUGGAACCGGAGACGUUCCGACCGAACCUCAGCGAACCCAGCGACCUCCUGCAGGCGGAUCAGAUAGAGAAGCUGGCAAAGAACCUCCCACCCAGAACCAUUGGAUAUCCUUGGAAUCUGGCCUUCAGCACGUCCAAGCACGGCAUGAGCCUAAAGACGCUGUACCGAACGAUGCAGGGCCAGGACACGCCCGUGCUCCUGGUUAUCAAAGACAGCGACGGGCAGGUGUUUGGGGCACUGGCGUCGGAACCCUUCAAAGUCAGCGACGGGUUUUACGGGACCGGAGAGACUUUCCUCUUCACCUUCUGCCCAGACUUUGAGGUAUUCAAGUGGACAGGCGACAAUAUGUUUUUCAUUAAAGGAGACAUGGACUCUUUGGCUUUUGGUGGUGGGGGGGGCGAGUUUGGUCUCUGGCUGGAUGGAGAUCUUUAUCAUGGCCGGAGUCACUCAUGCAAAACAUUCGGCAAUCCCAUGCUGUCCAAAAAGGAGGACUUCUUUGUGCAGGACAUAGAGAUCUGGUCAUUCGAAUAACGCCCUGCGACGGUCGCAAAGACUUCAACUUGGCUCCCAGGAAGCCUGCUAUGAAAGCAUACUAUGACUAUGCUGACUGUCUGUUACCACUGCGUCCAAUACAGAGCUUCUGUUUGCAAAAUGACUGUUUGUCUAUUUUAUUAACGCUGUGUGUGGCUUGAGUGAGACAGUGUGGAGAGAAGAGACAGUGGGGAAUGGUGGAGUUGAAAGGAUUUGGACGCCUGGAGUUAAGGACCACGGGAGCAUUUACCCUUUACAUGUAGCUGGUAACGGUCAGGUUGGGGACGGUUGUACCCCAAAGAUCUAAGUUUCAGUAGACGCAGUACAUGCCCUCCUGAUAACACACUACAUACGACUCCAACAGGGUUAUGCUAAGGUUGAGCCCUUAACGGUGAUCCAUAGCACCACACUGUCAUUCUGACAGAGGACAAAUUUGAAAAAAGGACAAAUAUUGUAAAUGGAUGCUAAGAGGUUGUAUAAUACAUUAGAUCACAUCAGUACACUGAUAAGGAAGACUUUUUGACAUUUCUCUCUGAGGCUAAGUACAAAUUGUUGUAUUAUAGACCUGUUGUUCACCAUCAGCACACCAUUGUCUCUUAAGCACAAUAGCUAUAAGCAGAAUACCCCUAACCAUGCUGUCAUGUUCUCUUCACUGGGUGUAUGUGUGAGUUGAGCUAACACCGGCUAAUGCUAAGGUCGGAAGCUCUGUGUAGUCUUUGUGGACAGUAACGUGUUGCAAUAGAUUUGUUAAGUAAUAUGCAAAAUGCUGUCAUGUGAUCUCACAUAAUACCAAUGGGUGCUUUGUCCACCUGUUGCCCUGACAACAAGC